Molecule: messenger RNA, 2027 nt
Organism: Amorphotheca resinae ATCC 22711
Lineage: Eukaryota; Fungi; Ascomycota; Leotiomycetes; Helotiales; Amorphothecaceae
Exons: 7
Coding region: 44-1798 (584 amino acids)
Source: RefSeq, a predicted model, not a curated record
UGCCAUUCUUUUUUGUGUUUAUAUAAUUGUCCCAUACUACAGAAUGGCGAGCAAUGAAGGAAUCAUCUCCGAUGGCCUUGCUGCCCUAAAGUUGGUGGCCCGCCUCUCAUGGCGUCGAAACCUAACUGCAUGGCUUUUUGUGCCUGUAGGAGCUCUGAUAAUUCUUCUUGCAUGUUUUGGAGUCGAUGCCCUCAUUGGCCUUAGUUCCGUCUCUUUCCCAGCGUCGGUCGCUCUGCUUGUCGGCCUGUUCAUUGCUUUGAUUCUCUGUAAUUUCAUUAUUGGAGACCGCAGGACGAGAGCUCUUGUCAGUGUGAUUGAGGUACCAGCUGGCUUUGCUCUCCGAUACAUUAAUAUCUUUUUCACUCCAUCGUUCGUCCUCUUGCCUCUAAGUCCUCCCAUCAGCGGAGUCGAAGUGGGAAAGAUAAUAGCAGUGUUUCUAAUCGGCUUUGUGGUCGUACUUGCUAUCAUGGCAUGGCUCGUUCGUGGCUUGCAGCUCAUCUUUGGUUCCUCAAAGCGUGCGAUAAUCGAAAGAGCAGAAGAGAUGGGCAAUGAAAAUGAUGCCAUUCCUCUCGCUGACUCAAGUGGGAGUGGACAGAAUUCCGGAGUCGCAUUGACGAACAUUCAGGCAUCGCCUGGACCGGCAUCGUCUGAACCAGCAUCGUCUGAACCGGCAUCAUCUGAACCGGCAUCGCCUGGACCAUCAUCACCUGGACCAUCAUCAGCUAAACAAGCAUCAUCUGAAGCAGCAUCGUUUGCACCAACGGAUGAGCUGGCACACGGUGUUGCUCGACCAGAGAGAGCGCAAGAUCCAUCUCUCAUUAGAGGCACCGGAGGCCCGCCAGAAAGUCAAGUCCAGUCGCAAGAUGCCUCACGGACACAACCGAUUAUGCUGGCCCCUGUGUCACUCACUCGUCCGCAGCGAUGGGCUGCUUUUAUCAAUGCCAACUUCGAUAGGAUAACUUACGGUAUACUUUUCCUUUUCGUUGGAAUACCGAUAUACUACUCCACUGGAUAUGCUAUGCCGGCCCACUUGACAUUCAACGUACUGGCCUACUUUGCUGCCAUCGCUCUUCCGCCUCGCUGGAAGCAAUUCCUUCAUCCUGUCCUUCUUUCAUCUGGAAUAACCAUCCUUGGAAUCUGGAUUCUAGGCCUCAUCAGGGGUGACAGCUUGGACGAUGUCCUUGGUGUAUACAAGACCGGGACAAAUUACUUGACGCUGUGGCAUGAUGAAAAACAUGUCCCAAAGCCCGGAGCAGGCGAUAUCUUUGGUAGUGUUUUGGACGUCAGUAUCGUAGCGCUCGCGUUGCCAAUGUAUAACUACCGGCUCGAGUUGAAACGUCACUUCUUCGCCAUUGUUGCCCCGAACGUGGUCAUCUCGGUCGGCUCCCUUUUUGGAUACCCGGCCUUGUGCUAUGCCAUUGGGAUUUCGUCGAAACGAAGCUUGGCGUUCGCGGCACGGAGCCUGACUCUCGCUCUGGCUACACCUGCGAUCAAAAAUGUCCACGGUGAUCUGAACACCGUGGCUGCCCUGGCAAUCAUGAGUGGAAUCCUCGGGGUCCUCAUAGGACCUAGAAUGAUGAAAUGGCUUCGGAUUCCCGAAGAUGACUACGUGACAAGAGGCGUGACAUUAGGAGGGAACUCAAGUGCCAUUGCAACAGCACUUCUAUUACAAACAGAUCCACGUGCAGCAGCACUCUCAAGUUUAUCGAUGAGUGUGUUCGGCAUCAUAACGUUGGCGUUGACAUCAGUACCACCGAUAGUUCAAGCGAUCGACUCAUUAGUAGACUUGCAAAUGUGAUUUCGGGGCAGGGAUUUGUACAUCAUUCUGAUCAAGUAUUUUGUAACAUUUUCAGACAGGGACGAUAUGCGAAUGCUACUGUACCAGAUAGACAUCGAAUCAUGAAUCACAUCCAACCUUCCCGUAUAUCAGGCUAAGCUACUGUAGCAGAGGAAUUAAUGUGCAAUCUUAUCUUACUCGAGCCUCUCAAUCAAAUGGAGUCCCGACGCCGUCUCGACUACACCACUGA